CUUGCCACGCCCACAUGUGCUCUUGUCUGGUUCUGUCCCUGUCCUGGUCUCUUCCUCCUCCUGCAGGCAAGGCUGAAGACAAAGACAACAAAAUCUGAAUUAUUAAAGUGUUUGCCGAAUUCGCCAAAUUAAUUACAAUAAUUCACUUUUUCCAAGAUAAGAAAUGGAAGAAUUGUCGUUUAUGAACCACAAUGUCCGGAUCAACGAGGCGGCAGUCAAUAGACGUGCUGCAACAUUGCAAGAGUUUAAGUUGCAAAAUGAUGAUGCCUUGGCAGCUUGGUUGCUCCGCGCUGUGACAUUCAUUGAUUUGACAACCCUUGGAGGCGAUGAUUGUGAAUCAAAUGUGGCACGGCUGUGUCGCAAAGCAAAAAAUCCGAUCAGCCAAGACAUUUUGCACCUCCUGUUGGGUACCAACUCCCAGAAAAAAAUAACCACUGCGGCUGUAUGUGUGUAUCCUGCAAUGGUUCCACAUGCCAAAAAUACCAUGGACACCAUCGGAUCCAAUUUACCAAUUGCAUCUGUGGCUGCUGGCUUUCCAAGUGGACUGUAUCCGCUAGAAACACGAGUUCGAGAAAUCGAGUUGGCUGUGCAGGCUGGAGCCACUGAAAUAGACAUUGUUGUCGAACGCCACUUAGUGAUUUCCCGCAAUUGGAGCCAGCUGUACAAGGAUACGAUGGCGAUGAAGAAGGCGUGCGGUGAAGCUCACCUGAAAACGAUUCUUGCUGUCGGCGAACUUGGCACGCUGGAAAACAUUUACAACGCUUCCAUUGUUACCAUGUUUGCUGGUUCAGACUUUAUCAAAACUUCAACAGGAAAAGAAGCUGUGAACGCGACAUUGCCCUCCGGACUUGUCAUGUGCAGAGCCAUCAGAGACUACUACGCUAUAACUGGACGAAAGGUUGGCCUAAAACCUGCUGGUGGCUUACGAACGGCCAAUGAUGCUGUUGUGUGGAUGAACAUGAUAAGAGAGGAGUUGGGCAUGGAUUGGCUGAACCCCCAUUUAUUCCGCAUCGGAGCUUCAGGAUUGUUGGGCAACAUUGAAAGGUCGCUGCUCGAGUUAGCCACAGGCCACAAGGAGCCAACGUUCAUUCCGAUUCCAGCAAUGUGAUAUUCAAUUAGAUAGUCCCAUUUACAUGACAUGUGCCAUAUUAUAUUUUUAUAAAUUUUUGAAGGGUUUGUUGGGAAAGAGACAAUUAUAUAUUUUAUUACUCCA
Cloeon dipterum is the source of this 1213-nucleotide messenger RNA. It is a transcript of the gene Dera, whose product is annotated as deoxyribose-phosphate aldolase. Gene Ontology annotation, cellular component: cytoplasm. Gene Ontology annotation, molecular function: deoxyribose-phosphate aldolase activity. The transcript is spliced from 8 exons. Lineage: Eukaryota; Metazoa; Arthropoda; Insecta; Ephemeroptera; Baetidae. Gene Ontology annotation, biological process: deoxyribonucleotide catabolic process; carbohydrate catabolic process. The record is from RefSeq and is a predicted model, not a curated record. The coding region runs from base 164 to 1108 and encodes 314 amino acids.